AAAACAAAUGCUUUUUAGGUUAAACUGUUUUUAAAAACAAGAACGAUUAUAAACGUUUGUUAUAGAAUACAAAUAAUGCUAUAAAAAUGGCAGCAGCACCACCGCAAGCCUUAGUUAAUCGCAAUAAAAAACACUUCCUCGGCGUACCAGCACCUCUCGGAUACGUAGCAGGUGUAGGUCGAGGAGCCACCGGAUUCACCACUCGUUCUGAUAUCGGUCCUGCUAGAGAUGCAAACGACGUAUCCGACGACAGGCACGCUCCUCCUGCCGCCAAAAGAACCAAAAAGAAGGACGAGGAGGAAGAAAAAGAGGAAGAGGAAGAUUUAAACGACUCCAAUUACGACGAAUUCAGCGGGUAUGGCGGCUCUUUAUUUUCGAAAGAUCCUUACGACAAAGACGAUGCUGAAGCGGACGCGAUUUACGAGGCCAUAGAUAAACGUAUGGACGAGAAACGGAAGGAAUACCGAGAGAAAAGACUGCGCGAAGAGCUCGAAAAGUAUCGACAAGAAAGACCGAAGAUCCAACAGCAGUUCUCCGAUUUAAAAAGAGACUUGGCACAAGUCAGUGAAGAAGAAUGGAAAACCGUACCUGAAGUAGGUGAUGCAAGAAACAAGAAACAGAGGAACCCCAGGGCUGAAAAAUUCACCCCGUUACCAGACAGCGUGUUAUCGAGGAACCUAGGCGGAGAGGCUACUACCUCCAUAGAUCCUAAUUCAGGAUUGUCGAGCAUGGUACCGGGAGUAUCCACGCCUGGCAUGCUUACUCCCACAGGAGAUAUGGAUUUGAGGAAAAUCGGCCAGGCGAGAAACACUCUAAUGAACGUAAAACUAUCGCAAGUCUCUGACUCCGUAACAGGUCAAACGGUAGUCGAUCCCAAAGGAUACCUCACCGAUUUACAAUCGAUGAUACCUACUUACGGAGGAGACAUAAACGAUAUAAAGAAAGCCAGGUUACUGCUCAAAUCUGUCAGAGAAACGAAUCCCAAUCAUCCCCCCGCAUGGAUUGCCAGUGCUAGAUUAGAAGAGGUUACAGGCAAGACUCAGGCGGCAAGAAACCUGAUAAUGAAGGGUUGCGAAGUAAACCCACAGAGCGAAGAUCUGUGGCUCGAAGCAGCUCGUUUGAACCCGGCCGAUACAGCUAAGGCCAUAAUAGCCCAAGCAGCCAGGCAUAUUCCCACAUCGGUUCGCAUUUGGAUUAAAGCCGCCGACGUCGAAACGGAAACCAAAGCGAAGCGCAGAGUGUUCAGGAAAGCUCUGGAACACAUCCCGAAUUCCGUCAGGCUGUGGAAAGCCGCCGUGGAAUUGGAAAACCCGGACGACGCCAGGAUAUUGCUGUCCCGAGCCGUCGAAUGUUGCCCCACCGCUUUAGAACUUUGGCUGGCUCUAGCUCGCUUGGAAACGUACGAAAACGCCAGGAAAGUACUCAACAAAGCCAGAGAAAACAUACCCACGGACAAGCAAAUUUGGACAACGGCCGCCAAGUUGGAAGAGGCCAACGGCAACCACCACAUGGUUGAAAAAAUCAUCGAGAGAGCCAUCACCUCGUUGAGUUCGAACGGCGUCGAAAUCAACAGAGAACACUGGUUCAAAGAGGCCAUCGAAAGCGAGAAGGGCGGCCACAUUCACUGUUGUCGCGCCAUAGUGAAGGCCAUCAUCAGUUACGGAGUCGAACCGGAGGACCAGAAACACACGUGGAUGGAGGACGCGGAGAAUUGCAUCAAUCAAGGAGCGUUCGAAUGCGCUCGAACGGUCUACAACAUAGCCCUGACCACGUUCCCCGGAAAGAAGUCGAUUUGGCUGCGAGCGGCGUAUUUGGAGAAGAGCCACGGCACUAGAGAGAGCCUGGAAAGUUUGCUACAAAGAGCUGUAGCGCAUUGUCCCAAGAGCGAGGUUCUGUGGUUGAUGGGAGCCAAAAGUAAAUGGUUGGCGGGUGACGUACCAGCAGCUAGAGGUAUACUAUCGCUGGCUUUCCAAGCCAAUCCGAACAGCGAAGAAAUCUGGCUGGCAGCCGUGAAGCUGGAAUCGGAGAACAAAGAGUACGAAAGGGCCCGCAGGCUUUUGGCCAAAGCUAGAGGCUCGGCACCGACUCCUAGGGUGAUGAUGAAGAGCGCUAAAUUAGAGUGGUCUUUGAACGAUUUGAAGGCCGCCUUGCAUCUCUUAGACGAAGCUCUGAAGGUGUUUCCCGAAUUCGAAAAGCUCUGGAUGAUGGUCGGGCAGAUAUACGAGCAGAAAGAGGACCUAUCCAAAGCGUUCGAUGCGUACAAUUCGGGUAUUAAAAAGUGCCCGAAUUCCAUACCGCUGUGGUUGUUGCUGUCCAGGUUAGAGGAGAAGCGAGGUUUGUUGAUAAAAGCUCGAUCGGUGCUGGAAAAAGCGCGAUUGAGGAAUCCCAAAAACGACCAGCUCUGGCUGGAGGCCAUAAAGGUGGAAAUCCGCGCCGGCAUGAAGGACAUCUCCAACGCCAUGAUGGCCAAGGCCGUACAGGAAUGCCCGACGUCGGGCAUCCUGUGGGCGGAGAGCAUCUUCAUGGAGCCGAGGCCGCAGCGCAAGACCAAGUCCGUGGACGCGUUGAAGAAGUGCGAGCACGAUCCGCACGUGUUGCUCGCCGUCAGCAAGCUGUUCUGGUCGGAGAGGAAGAUAUCCAAGUGCAGGGAAUGGUUCCAGCGGACGUUGAAGAUCGAACCGGACCUCGGGGAUUCGUGGGCGUAUUGGUACAGGUUCGAGCAGCUGCACGGCGCCAAGGAGCAGCAGGAGGAGGUGAAGCAGCGGUGUUUGCUGGCGGAGCCGCACCACGGCGAGUUGUGGUGCGCCGUUUCGAAGAAUAUUAAAAACGUCGGGUUGAGUACAGAGCAGAUUUUGAAGAUCGUUGCUAAGGAUCUACCUAUUCCGGUUUAAUGUUGUAUUGUAGACACUAGGUGUUAUAAAAACUAUGUUAAGAGGAACCAGUA
This is a messenger RNA of Phyllotreta striolata, 2944 nucleotides long. The record is from the annotation of a GenBank genome assembly. NCBI's taxonomy places the organism in Eukaryota, Metazoa, Arthropoda, Insecta, Coleoptera, Chrysomelidae.